This is a messenger RNA of Paramisgurnus dabryanus, 2650 nucleotides long. Lineage: Eukaryota; Metazoa; Chordata; Actinopteri; Cypriniformes; Cobitidae. The record is from RefSeq and is a predicted model, not a curated record.
AUGCAAGCGCGUUGCACUAAAGUAAGGUGCUUGUGCAGCGGCAGCGACAGAUGGUGGGCCCCUCUUCCCCCGGGAAGGCAAUCUCUACGAAUGCGAGCGCGUGUCAAUCACCCGCUCUCAUGUGAUGGCUCCUGCCAGUGACGUGCCCACCAUAUGGCCAGGCAUCAGAGCAGGUAUGUAACCCUGCCUGCUAGCGAUGCCACACUGCAUCUCUGCAGUCCGGGAAAGCGAUAACACAGACAACCGCGCCUCUCCUCCAACCAGUGUGAAAGAAACUAGAACGUAAAGAUGGUGUAGACGAAGCCUUGAACGAGCCGUUAUGUUGACGAGAUUAUUCAACGAAACUUCACUACUUUCGGACAUGCAGAAGUUCGCAGGGUGGGUGGAUGACAGUGGGAGCGAGAGUUCCAAAACCAAGGACGAAGAACAGGAGCACUGUCGUCUAGGAGAUGAGGAUUUUGACGAGGGCGAUGUGAGUCGUGCUCAGUCGGAGAUUGCAGAGGAUGAGGAUGACGAUGAUGAUGAUGUUGAUGAAGAUGAUUGCGGGGAUGAGGGGGAAGAAGACAGGCCCAAAAAACGCGGACCAAAAAAGGGCAAGAUGACGCCGGGUAGAAUAGAGCGCUCAAAAGUACGGCGGCAAAAAGCGAACGCAAGGGAGCGCACGCGCAUGCACGACCUGAACUCAGCGCUGGACAAUUUACGCAAAGUCGUGCCAUGCUAUUCAAAAACGCAAAAACUUUCCAAAAUUGAAACACUAAGACUGGCAAAAAACUACAUUUGGGCGCUCUCAGAAAUCCUGCGGAACGGAAAAAGACCUGACGUGGUUUCUUACGUACAGACGUUGUGCAAAGGCCUCUCACAACCCACGACUAAUCUUGUGGCUGGCUGCCUGCAAAUUAACUCACGGAAUUUUCUAACUGAACAAUGUCAAGAGGGAACGCGUUUUCAUGUACCUAACCCUUCAUUCUCCAUGCACGCAUAUCCAUAUCAGUGCACUCGUUUAUCUAGCACACAGUGUCAAUCCAGAAACAGUGCACAAAGUAUGCGAAAUCACUCUUUUUGUUCGUCUUACGAUGCUGUAUACACGGGGGGCACGUCCCCAGAAUACAACAGUCCAGAUUAUGAGGGCCAUCACAGCCCUCCGGUGUGUGUAAAUGGCAACUUUACUUUGAGGCAGCACGAGUCACUCUCACCAGACAAGGAAAGAGGUUAUAAUUAUUCUCUGAAUUACACCAGUCUACACAGCUCACGUCCUUCUGCAGCUCAUAGUGUUGCUUAUGGCCCUUCGGGAGCGCGCAGCGGCGGCGCGCAUUCCGAAAAUGUUCCACCGUUUCAUGAUGUACAUGUGCAUCAUGAUAAGGUGCCUGCAUACGAGGAACUGAAUGCCUUUUUCCACAAUUAGCUUUUAACACACAGUACUGACGACUUGUCUUCGUUACAAUAGGUUUACUUUCUUAUGAAUUCAAGUGAUUGAGGACUCUGGAACUUUCCUUUUACAUAUUAAACCCACAUAAUGGAAAUGGAUAAAAAUGUGUAGACAAAUUGGUCGGAAAAUGAAUUCAACUUAAAACAUUAUAGCGAGUGGGAAUAAUAUUUCUGCUGGUAAUCAAAUGUGUCAAUCACGUUGAGUCAAUGGUGUAUUAAGACAAGAAAAAAUUCUAAACAAAUUGCUGUUCCUGAAACGUAGACGGUUUCUGAUCACAUAAAUAAAGAGGCAUAUGGUUACAGAAUCAUCGGAGUCUUUAAUUUCCAUUAGGAACUGGUUGGACUGGAAUUUUAAGUAGCCUAUAGUCCAGUCAACUCAGGACAGGAUGGACAUAAAGUUAAAAGUAAAUGCAAUCAAAUAACUAAACACAAAAUUAAAACAAAUAAAUGGUAAACUACUAAAAUGAACAACAUAUCUUUGAAGAGCAUUAGGAUAUUUUGCAUUUACAAUCGUGCUGUGCCAUAGCUUUGUGUAAAGGCUAUGGAAGAUUAGGCCUGUGAAAAAAUGUAUGAUAAUUGUUAUAUUUCUACAUUCCUAAAUUGCUUUAAAAUACAAUAAUGCAUUUAAAUGCAAAAUGCAUUAAAGAUAUAAUUAGGAAUCAAAGAAUCAUUGUAACUCUUUUGCUGUCUUAAAUUUUUAUGUUAUUAAUGUUUUUUUAUGUUGUUGCUUUACUUCAACUCGAAAAAAUAAAUCGAUUAUAUAUAUAUAAACAAACAUACAGUACGCCUGCCUAUCUACAAUAAGCGGCCUUGUGCAGGGAUGAAGUAAGGUGUUGCGCAGGCAGGCGUUUAAGGUCUAUGUAAAUUAAGUUGGUGAACAUGUGAGGUAAAUGCAAAAUUGGGGUUAAAGGCAAAAUUACAUAUUACCGUGCAUCAGUCAUGAUGGGCGAUAAGACAGUCUAGGAAUCCCUAAAAAAUAUCUUAAUAAUUGCUCUACUAUGGUUUGCUUUCUGUGUACCAAACGCAGUUUUAUUAUUUUUAUUAUGAGCAUAUCAGUGCUUUGAAGCAGACAUAUUGUAACGCAUUAUUAUUAUUAGGCCUAUUAUUAUGAUUACUACUACUACUACUACUAGUAGUACUACUACUACUACUACUACUACUACUACUACUACUACUACUACUACUACUACUAUAAUUACACUCUAACAAAUAGGGCUUUUUUUAA